Cucumis sativus (cucumber) is the source of this 2385-nucleotide messenger RNA. RefSeq names its product L-type lectin-domain containing receptor kinase S.4. The transcript has a single exon. Gene Ontology annotation, cellular component: plasma membrane. Gene Ontology annotation, biological process: protein phosphorylation. Gene Ontology annotation, molecular function: protein kinase activity; ATP binding; carbohydrate binding. The coding region runs from base 228 to 2207 and encodes 659 amino acids. The record is from RefSeq and is a predicted model, not a curated record. Lineage: Eukaryota; Viridiplantae; Streptophyta; Magnoliopsida; Cucurbitales; Cucurbitaceae.
AUAAAAUUAGGAAGACUUGAUAUGAUACUUUGGACUUCCAUUGUCGUACGAAUUUUCCUUUUACCUUCUUUGCUCCGACCAUCAACCCAUUAAAGGUUAGAUUCUUUCUAUUCAUGAAUCUUCUUGAAUGAGAGCCAAGCCAAGGUUUUAUGGAUUAUAAUUCUCCUAUUCACUUUUUCUAUCAUCCAAUAAACAAAGCUUAGCUACAUUCAUAACUUUUCUCAAUCAUGGCAUCUUCUUCUUUUUUGUUCAUCAUUUUUUUCUUGUCUCUAAUUUUUCUCUCCACACAUACCUUAUCUUCUCACUACACCCAACUCUUCUACCCUGGUUUCUAUGGAUCCAUCGACAUAACUUUGAAAGAAUCUGCAGAAAUUGAAAGCAAUGGAGUUUUGAGGCUCACCAGUCGUAAUUCCCGAAACAACAUCGGCCAGGCCUUUUACUCCUCUCCAAUCCAGUUCAAAAACUCCUCCAGCGACGGUGGCCGUGGACCCUCUUUCUCCACUUGUUUUGUCUUCUGUAUCAUCCCCGAGAACGAGGGCGGCCAUGGAUUUACUUUCGCCAUUGUCCCUUCUAAAGAUCUCAAAGGCAUUUCUCAGAGGUUUCUUGGACUCUUCAACGAAUCCAAUUUCUAUGGGAUACUUUCAAAUCAUAUCUUCGCUGUGGAAUUCGAUACAAUCUUCGAUGUUGGGAUCAAAGAUAUAGAUAACGAUCAUGUGGGGAUUGAUUUAAACAGCUUGAUUUCGAAUGCCACUGUUCACGCUGCUUAUUUUGACGAAUUGGGUAAAGUUCAUAAUCUCUCACUUCAAAGUGGGAAGCCGAUUAAAGUUUGGAUUGAUUAUGAUUCUGAUGAAAUCACUCUCAAUGUUACGAUUUCCCCUUUUAAUUCAAAACCCAGAAACCCAAUUCUGUCUUACAGAGUGGAUCUUUCAUCGAUUUUUUAUGAAGAAAUGUACAUUGGAUUUACUGCAUCAACAGGCUUACUUUCUAGAAGCUCACAGUUCAUUUUAGGUUGGAGUUUCGCCAUUAAUGGCCAAGCUCGAGAUCUUGAUAUCUCUUCACUUCCUUUACCCAAAAAGAAGAAAACAAGGGAGAAAAUCAGUCUCCCUGUUUAUGUAUCUAUAACAACUGCCAGUGUUUUUGUGAUCUCUGUUUUCGUUUUGGGUUUUUAUCUCUUACGAAAGUGCAAAAAAUCCGAAGAAAUCGAACCGUGGGAGCUUCAAUUAGGACCUCAUCGAUAUUCCUACAGAGAAUUAAAAAAAGCUACAAGAAAUUUCAGCGAGAAGGAGCUUCUGGGGUAUGGCGGAUCUGGGAAAGUAUACAGAGCAAUCCUUCCAAUUUCGAAAACCCAAAUCGCCGUUAAGCGAAUAUGUCACGAUUCAAAACAGGGUCUCCGGGAAUUCAUGACGGAGAUCGCCACAAUUGGAAUGCUCCGUCACCGAAAUCUGGUUCAGUUGUUAGGAUGGUGUCGGCGGGAACGAGAUCUGCUUCUUGUUUACGAGUUUAUGGAGAAUGGAAGCUUAGAUAAUUACUUAUUCGACGAUCCAGUAAGGAUUUUGGAUUGGGAAGAGAGAUUCAAAGUGAUUAAGGGAGUUGCCUCUGCUCUGCUUUAUCUUCACGAGGGGUAUAAACAGGUGGUGAUUCAUAGAGACGUGAAGGCAAGCAAUGUGUUAUUAGACGGCGAAUUGAAUGGAAAAUUGGGGGAUUUCGGGCUGGCAAAGGUGUACGAACACGGAUCGGCACCGGAUACCACUCGGGUAGUCGGAACUUUGGGGUAUUUAGCACCAGAGCUGCCAAGAACAGGAAAAUCGACGACGAGCUCCGAUGUAUACGCGUUUGGGGCUUUAAUGCUGGAAGUGGCAUGUGGGCGGCGGCCAGUGGAGGUGAAGGCGUUGCCGGAGGAGAUGACGUUGGUGGAUUGGAUUUGGGAUAAAUACAGAGAAGGGCAGGUUUUGUCGGUCGUGGAUUCGAAGCUCCAGGGAGUUUACGACGAGGUAGAGCUGACGAUGGUGUUGAAAUUGGGGGUAAUGUGUUCGAAUAAUGUGCCGGAGCAAAGGCCGAGUAUGAGGCAGGUAGUGCGGUGUUUGGACGGAGAAAUUGGCGUCGUCGAUGAAUGGAAGUCGCCCGGCGGCGGAAGUAAGGGCGGUGGGGUGGGGGAUUUUCUUGGGUCAUUUACGUCCACGUCCAUCAGUGGAGAAAGCUCCGGUUAAUUAUGCUAAUUACUAAUUAGUGACGACAGAAAUAUCAUUAGCAAUUUUGGUUUUUGUUUUUUGUUUAUUCUUUUUUGGGAAUUUUUUCUUACCUUGUAAAUGACUGACACUGACUGAACUCUUAACUCAAAAAUCACAAUAAUCAAGUAAUAAGAAAAUUACAAUUUAGUUUUUUUUC